Molecule: messenger RNA, 8282 nt
Organism: Loxodonta africana (African savanna elephant)
Lineage: Eukaryota; Metazoa; Chordata; Mammalia; Proboscidea; Elephantidae
Gene: IFI44
Product: interferon induced protein 44
Exons: 10
Coding region: 144-1652 (502 amino acids)
Biological process (GO): immune response
Source: RefSeq, a predicted model, not a curated record
UUUCAGUUUCCUUUCUCUGUGUUCCUGAAGCUCCAAACUGCUGAAGACUUUUCUGCUUCCAUUUUGUGCCUGCCUAGCUAUCAGACAAAGCAGCUACUCUCAGCUCCAGCCCUUGUACAGGUUCUACAAACAGAUUGGGAAGUAUGGCAGUGACAACUCAGUUAACAUGGAUGCAAGAAAAGAGUCUGCAAAACUGUUUGGGAGGAAAGCAGUUCAGCCUUCUCUAUAAGGCUAGUGUCCACGGAUUCUUGGAUCAAUAUUUGCUUCAGAGAUGCUCUAAUCAAGGACCUACCAUAACAGUGAUUUAUAGUGAAAAGUAUAUUAUUGGGGCAUAUGUGAAAGACAGUUACGAGAAAAGAAACAAAGGUUCUGUCAUUUUUUUUGCAUUUGAAAGGACACAAAAUUCAGAAUUUGAGAUAAGACUAUUUAAGACAUGUACAAAUGGACAAAGUACGGUUCGUGACUGCAAAAAUACAUUAUACUAUGGCAAUGAUGAUUUAUAUUUAUAUAUAUAUGCGCAGUAUAUAGAGAUGAAGCACAGUACAACGAAAAAAAUUGGACUACCUCCUGGUCAUAUCAGUUUUCAAGAAUGUGAGGUUUUUCGUUGUGAAGAUUUAUUGAACGAAAGAAAGAUAAAUAUGGUCACUGCGCUCAGGGAGAGCUUAUUGUCUGACGUGAGAACUUACAACCCUCGUGGAGGUCUGAUUCACCAAAUACGAAUUCUGCUCCUGGGUCCAAUUGGAGCUGGAAAGUCUAGUUUUAUUAACUCAGUGAAGUCUGUUUUCCGAGGCCAUGUAACUAACCAGUCUGUGAUGGGCUUUGAUACAAAGCAGUUCAGGACAUAUUCCAUUAAGGAUGGGAAAGAUGGAAACCCCUUACCAUUUACUCUGUGUGAUUCAAUGGGGCUGGGUGAAAAACAGCAGGGCCUGUGCAUGCAAGACAUAGUCUACAUUUUAAAAGGCCACAUUCCUGACAGAUACCAGAUCUCAGGGAACGAGACAGAGAUGCCAAAACCAGCCUCCUGGUUAGAAGAGAGAAGCAGUAUACACGCACAAUGCCAACCACCAUUCCACACUGACCAGCACCUAGUGCUCCAGCCUGUUCACUGGGCCGCUGCCCCACCACGGGCCCUACCAGAGGGUACUACUCUUAACCAAAAUUUUAAUUCUGUAAAACCAAUCACACCAAGCCAUCUUAAUUACAUUGACUCCCCGCUGCUGAAGGACAGAAUUCAUUGUGUGGCAUUUGUGUUGAAUGCCAACACUGUUGGAAACCUCUCUUAUGAGAUGGUGGCAAAUAUCAAAAGAAUUCGAAGGGAAGUGAUAAAGUGUGGUGUGGUACAAGUGGCUUUGCUCACUCAUGUGGAGGAUCUGCAUCUGAUUACAAAAGCAGACCUUAUAGACCCAUACAAAUGCAUGCCUGUGAAGUUCAAGGUAGAGGCUGUCCACAGAGAAUUUGGAUUUCCCCUUUCUGACAUCUUGGUGGUUAGCAAUUACACCUCAGAGUGGGAGCUGUGCCUUAUGAAGGAUGUUCUGAUCCUCUCUUCACUGAAGCAGAUGCUGUGGGCUGCAGAUGACUUCUUAGAGGAUUUGCCUCCUGAGGGAACAGAUGGAAUUUUAAAAAGGCCCACCUCCGUCAUUCCUAAUGUUUGAACAUUGCAAGCGGUAGCCCUACACUUUUGUAUCAGGAUGUGCUUCUUUGCUUGGCACCUAGAACUGGAUUGGCUCAGGGCUACUCCUGAUCAGAUGUGGUAUUUAGUUACUUGCUUCUUCCUUGGGACCUUAUGCUUCUGGCUUUUUUGACUUGACUUUUUAGACUCGUCUCCCUCAUCUUAGUCGCUCUUCAUGCAGUAUGGUCAGUGCUAGGUAGAGAGGUGUACUUUUCAUAUUCAUGGCCUAAGAAUUUAGCAAUAUGUACAUUCUCUGUUAUCAAUCUGCAUACAGUACGUGUUGCACUGUUUUGAUUAAAGAUCAGGUAGAAGUUUCAAUCUGUAUUCAUAUCUUACACAAAUAUUCAUGGUAACUUAGCUUUGGAGAAAUCAGAUUAAAAUAUCUUAUCCUCUCCAGUUGUCUCAUACUCUCAAAUUACUAAGAAACUCUCAGAGUUCUAGCUUUUCUGCACUGACUGCCAUCUUGGUUUCUCUGUUUCCUCCUUUCUUCAUGGUGCAUGUUACUCCUGAGGUCAGGAUUUCUUCAGGCCUCCAGAGGCCCAGUCUCCUUCUUUCCUCUGGUUGUAUUAGCCCAAAUAAACCACAAAGAACAUUUUGUUUCUCUUUUGUCAGUGACCAGAAGGAGAAAAUAAUCAAAUGUACAAAAUAUUUCUCAGAGAUCAGAAGAAGGGGGAAAAAAAGAAGAAGAAAAAUAUGUUAGCUUGGGUUACAUGAAUAAUUUUUAUCUCAUCAUCAAAUAGUGAAAUUGAGAAAUGAGAAAACACGGGAAAAACAAAAGUAUUUGCAACUGAAACGGCGCAUUUUAUUUAUGUCUAAGAUGAAGAUACACAUAAAAUCAUAGCACCUGUAAUAACUAAACAACACAAUUUAGUCAUUUAGUAUAAGACACAACCAUCAUUUCUUUUGGAUUUAUACCCUGUAUCUGUGAAAAAAUUAAGUUUCUUCUUAUAAAACCCAAGGUUAACUUUCAUUUUUGAACCCCAAUUCAUUUUAGCCUUAUUCUGAAGGGGUGUGUGUGUGUGUGUGAGAGAGAGAGAGAGAGAGAGAGAGAGAGAGAGACAGAAAAAGAGAGAAAGAAAGAGAGAUUAUGUAUUGUGUGUGUGAGAUUUUGAAUUUUUUUUUUUUAAUAUGGCUUGUCAGUAUCUCUGAUCUGCACCCACUUUAUCUUAAUUUUGCCUUCUUAAUUUGUUUUGAAAGUAUUUUAUUUUAGUUUGUUUGGGUCCCCCCCUAAUGUGGUAGUCUUUAGUCUUAAACCUAGAGCCAUUUUUGUGGAAUAUCUCAACCCCCCUUCCAGGAUGUGACAACUAAUAUUAAUUAAACUUCUGUGAGACUAAAGCUGAAAGGGACUAUAACCUGAUUGCUCUAUCAGUUAAGAGGAUUUAAGUUACCAGCAACAAAACUCAGCCUUAAUUACAGGAAUAAAAAAGAAGGCUACUGUAUUGGAUCAAAUAAACAAUAGAAAGGGCUGGGACUGAGUUGACCUCAGAGAUUAUUGAAUCUAGGAACUCAAAACUAUUAUGUUUCCAUGUCUCUCUCUCUUUCUCUCAUAUUUAGCCAGGGUGAGGGGUGAUUUAUUAUCAGAGAAGAGAGUUAAUCAGGGACAUGGCUAAAAUUGGAUUGACUGAGUCCAAGAGCUUACACACAGUACAAUGUAAUGGGUUGAAUAGUGGCCCUUCAAAAGAUUACAUUCACCCAGAACUUCAGAAUGUGAUCUUUUUUGGAAUAAGAAUCUUUGCAGAUACAAUUAAAGUAAGAAUCUUAAGAUGAGAUCAUCCUGGAUUAGGAUGGGCCCUAAGUCUAGUGACAAGUGCCUUAUAAGAGACAGAAGACACAUAGAGACACAGGGAAGAAGGUCACAUGACCAUAGAGGUGAAGUUUGGAGUUGUGCUGCCACAAACAAAGGCAUGCCAGGAGCCACCAGAAGCUGGAAGAGGCAAGGAAGGAUUUCUGUAGAGCCUUUGGAGGGGGUAUGACCCUGCUGAUACCUUGAUUUCAGACAUUUGGCCUCCAGAAAUUUGAGAGAGUAAAUUUCUGUUGUUUUAAGUCACCAAGUUUGUAGUCAUUUCUUGUGGAAGUCCUAGGAAAUAAACACACACAUAUGGCUGUAAUAGACGCUGUUAGUUCCUUUUGAAGGGCUAUUAUGGAUUGAAUUGUGUCCCCCCAAAAUGUGUGUUGGAAUUCUAACCCCUGUACCUGUGGGUGUAAUUAUGUUUGGAAAUAGGGGCCUUUGUUAUGUUAAUUAGAUCAUACCCUAGCAAGGUGGGUUCCAAAUUUUAUCACUUCUAGAUUAUAAAAAGAGUAGAUUAGACAUAGAAAAAACAAACCUGAUUAGACAUAGAGCGAGCACAAAUUGGGAAGGCAGAUACCAUAUGAGGAUCCUUUACAAGCCACAGAGCCAAGGAAUGCCCAGGGCUACGUACAAGGAUGUUAUUAACCCUGCUGAGACCCUGAUUUGGACUUUUAGCCUCUAGAACUGUGAGAAAAUAAAUUUCUGUUCUUUAAAGUCACCCACUCGUAUAUUUGUUACAGCAACACUAGCUAAGACAAGGGCCUUUGAAAAAUAUUUCAUUCCAUUUACAAAUUUAAUGAAUUAAGGCUAUUCAAUUACUUUAAUUGAAUAUUUUAACUACAUCUGAAAAUUUAAUAUAGUUAACUUCCUGUUUUAGUGAUUCAAAUGUUUGACUUAACCUUUUUUGAGUACUAAAUGAUUCUUGCAGAUCCAAUAUCUUGAACUUAAAAACACAAUAAACCUAAAGUUAUUUUAAAUUUCCCAUAUGUGACUCAAAUUUAUUGUUCAAUUAGAUAUUUUAAAUUAAAGAUGUAAGAAAUUUGACGUGUUGUUGUUAGGUGCCACUGAGGUGGCUCCUACUCAUGGUGACCCCAUAUGUACUGAGGAAAACUGCACUCCAUAGAGUUUUCAAGGCUAUGACUUUUUUUCUGAGGUGCCUCUGGGUGGGUUUGACCACCUUGGCUAAAAAAAAAAAAAACCUAAACUAAAGAGGUCUGCAAAUCCCUGUUAAAAAAAAAAAAGUACCUGUUAGCUUUGAUUAAUUUAAAUGCAACGAGACAGAAGAAGAUUGAAGAAAAGAAUAUGUUUGAUCAAACCAAAACCAAACCCAGUGCCGUUGAGUUGAUUCCAACUCAUAGUGACCCUAUAGUACAGAGUAGAACUGCCCCCAUAGUGUUUCCAAGGAGCGCCUGGAGGAUUCAAACUGCCGACCAUUUGGUUAGCAGCCAUAGCACUUAACCACUAUGCUACCAGGGUUUCCAAAUAUGUUUGAACAGGGUUUUAAAGUUUCCCUGUCCUUUAAGGUGAUGAGAAAAAAAUAUAUGAUUGAUUGGAGGACUGUGAUCUCUUUGCCUGACCCAUGGUGGGGAAACAAAGCCCCCCAUCGCCACCCCAUGAAGAUUGGGAUUGGUUGAGACAGUCAACUGAAAGGACUAUAUGUGGUCUCUCUACCAUGACCGCCUCAGAGAAGUCUGGUUUUGACAUGGUGGCUGGUUUCCUCCACGGUGAACUUCCCAAAAGAACUUGGUGAAAAUUGCAUGUUUUUUUCUACCUACACUUGCACGUUGUAUAGUAUCACUUACGCCACUGUCUAUUGGUCUAUUGGUCGAAGCAAUGAUAAGAUGAUCCAGAUUCAAAGGGAGGGGACAUAAACCGCAACUUUGAGUGGCAGAAGUGUCAAAGAAUUUGUGUGCAUUUUUUGAAAAAAAAAAACUAUCAAUUUUGUUAAAAGUCAACGGUUUGAGGAUGUUGAACAAAAAUUUGGGGACUUACUAGACAUUUGGGUUAUAAUGUGCUUUGAUAGUUUCUAGAGAAUGGGAGGGCAAUGUUAAAGAGACAAAAGUGAAACUCAGAGGGUAUGUUGAGAAUUUGAAACAUUAGGGUUUUGGUGAAACUAUAGAUUGGAAAACAACAUAGUAAAAGAUAUCAUUUGGUGGCAUCACCUAUACUAGAAUGGGUAAUUGAAUAAAUGUGAUGUGUGAAUAGAGAGCUUUUCCAUGCCAGCCUAUGUUUGAAUAUUGGGCGAGUCUACCUUUCACAUCUUUAAAGAGGUCGCUUCAAAUAAGAAUCUUUAGAAUUGCAAAAAUCCUCCUCCACAAUAAAUAUUAAAAAAAAAAAAAUUUUUUUUUUUUUUUUUAAUUAGGCAGGAGGAAAUCCCAAGUGGACAAAAAGAAAGUUUGGUUUUAAUUUAAGAAGUCACUAAGGCAGUGGUGAUUGUCUUACAAAUUUAUUUCACUUUACAGCUGGACUUUGAAGCAAUCAGCUGGCUCCUACAGACUAAUUACUAAUGAUCACAGCUAAAUUAAAGCACUUCUGUUGAAAGACUUCACUGUGCCAGACAUGGUAAAAUUUGAUUAGGAAGUACAAUAGACUAAAAAAAAAAAAAAAAAAAAAACUUUUUUUUUUUUUAGACUAAAGGUUACUGAUAAUUUGUGAUAGAGUUGGCUUAUACUUUCUUUUCCAUUCCAAUAUCAAAAGAAAGCCAGGCUUAAUUUACUUUUUCAUGUAAAGGACAAUGGUAUGCAUUUUCCUUCCUUCCAUAAAGGUACCUGAAUUCUCUAAUACACUGUCAUAACCUAGUAAGACAAGAUUUAUACUUGAUCAUUGUCAACAGCAUAUUGAUUCAUUACAAUUAUACUUCAUCAUUGUUUUCCUAUCAGAAGAAGUACCCAGUGGAGAAAUUAGAACUGUAAUAACUCAUUCAGCUCAAUUUUGGGGAAUAAUUUGGGCUGAGGUCAUAAGAGACUUUCCACAGAUAGUACAGAAUAAGCUAGUAUCUUUUCCAGGCCCUACUAGUAAGAGACACUAGUAAGGCUAUUCUAAUUUUGGAGGGUGCAUAUAUUGUACCUAAGACAUUGUUAGCCUUUGUACCUAAAGUGACCAAAAGGAAAUCUGAAUUUGAAUGGGACUGGGAACAAAAUAGACUUUGAGAUAUUUGCAAAAAAAGGUCUAUAGCUCGAGUAGCACAAUUAAGGCAAUACGAUGCACAAAUUAUUUUGGAAAUAUCCAUUAUGCAGAUACAUGCAGACUGAAGACUCUGGGUGAAGUCUGCACUCGAUGACUAUUGGGAUUUUUGGACUUACAAACCACUUGAUGGCAGCAGCUAGAUAUAGUUGUUCUAGGAGAAAAUUGUUGCCCUGAAACUGGGCUUUGGUGCAGACAACUCCUUUCACUGAAGGGUAUAAUAAAUGUGAGACCCAGGAUACCUAUUAUGUUAUGGAUAAUAUCAGGGAGAUGUUCCAAUAAUGAUGGAUUAUCUCAGUAAAGCUUACUAAUAAAAUGGAAGUGAAACAGUAACUGGUAGUGGCUCUAGGAGUACACAUUGUAUCCACUUGUGUCCUUGCCUUUGGGACAGAUGACAACGCACUAGAAGAAUUUCUAGUAACUAUUUCUUAAAAGUCUGUCCACAUAAUUUUCCUCCUACUAAAACAAUGUAAGUUUCCUGGUUUACUGAUGGAAGUCUCCUAAUUGAGGGAUGUGAUGCUUGUUCAAAUUUUAGUCUCUGUCUUCCUGGAGAUGGUAAAUCCACACAAAAGGACAACAUAUCUGACAGGGCAAAAAAAUUCAGAUUCUCACCUGAAUAAUGUUUGUACAUUUAGAGAUUAAUGUUGUGGUCAAUGACCUUGCAAUUAGUACAAAUGGAAUCUACAUGAUUGUACAAUUAAGACUAUCCAUGUGUAGAGAAUGAAAUUAUGGAAAUGGCUGUGGGAAUUCUGUGGAAGAAUAAAAAUGGGCUAUGUAAAUGACCACCAGAAAAAACUGGUUGCUGGCUCAUAAGGGGUUAGUAUACAAAGGCUGAUGUACUGGUCUAUUCCCUGAAUGUAUCCAUUUGGAUACAUGAAAUAAACUGGCAUGUGUUAUUCAAGCUAUACAGCAUUGGGUGGAACAAUGACAUAUUACUUCACUGAAACUGAUCAUGUGGUAACACACUAUCCAAAAUGGUAACAGGGAAAAAGUUUCCUAAUGAUGGCUUUGGGAAAAAUUCUUCAAGGGCAAGAAAUGGCAGGUAUACUACAAAACCAACAGAACCAAACCCACUGCCGUUGAGUCAAUUCCGACUCAUACUGACCAUAUAGGACAGAGUAGAACUGCACCAUAGAAUUUCCAAGGAGUACCUGGUGGAUUCGAGCUGCUGACCUCUUGGUUAGCUGCCAUAGCACUUAACCACUAUGCCACCAGGUAUACUACACAAGACCUUUAAUGAUAGCCCCAGGUGGCUUCAACUGAGUCCUGAUUGAGAUAAAUACAUACUAGUCUUUGAUUUUACUUGUCCUUUGUCCAUAGAAAUGGCUAAGGACAGUAUCAAAGAUUUGGGACAGCCUGAGUCAACUCACUCUCCUAGCUUAUAUUUCAUCAGACCAAGGUAUCUAUUUCACUGUUGCCAAUGUACAAACACCAGCUAAGAGGCCUGACUUUACAUGGACUUAUAAAAUUCCAUACUAGUCAUAUAGUAGUAGUUUGAUUAAGAACUGGUAUGGGCGAUUAAAAUAUUUAUUGAUAAGGGAAGAGCCAAGGUGGUGGACUAGGACUAGUCAGACACACAAAGCCAUCCUGCUGCGACAAAGGCCCCCCCCGCAAAAAAAAAAAAAAAAAAAACAAGUAAAA